CGGCGGGCGCGGAGGGAGGGACGGCCCGGCCGGAGCCGCGUGUGAGCAGCGCCGAGGCUGUGGGUGCCCGCCCGCCGCCGGCCCCGGCCUGCCCGCCCGGCGCCCCCCGCCCGCAGGAUGUUCAAGAAAUUUGAUGAAAAGGAGAAUGUAUCAAACUGUAUCCAGCUGAAGACUUCAGUUAUUAAAGGUAUCAAGAAUCAACUGAUAGACCAAUUUCCUGUUAUUGAACCAUGGCUAAACCAAAUAAUGCCAAAGAAAGAUCCAGUUAAAAUAGUAAGAUGUCACGAGCAUAUAGAAAUCCUCACUGUGAAUGGGGAGUUGCUGUUCUUCAGGCAAAGAGAAGGGAUUUUUUACCCAACGCUAAGGUUGCUUCACAAAUACCCAUUUAUUCUCCCGCAUCAGCAGGUUGAUAAAGGCGCCAUUAAAUUCGUCCUGAGUGGAGCUAAUAUAAUGUGCCCUGGCCUGACGUCUCCUGGAGCAAAGCUUUACCCUGCUGCUGUUGACACUGUUGUUGCAAUUAUGGCAGAGGGAAAACAACAUGCAUUAUGUGUGGGAGUAAUGAAGAUGUCAGCUGAGGACAUUGAGAAGGUCAACAAAGGGAUUGGUAUUGAAAAUAUCCACUAUUUAAAUGAUGGCCUUUGGCAUAUGAAGACAUACAAGUGAAACAACAGGAACUGUUACUCCAAAGGAAUGCACUUAGAUUAAAUGUGGACUGCUUUGUAAUUCCUUGUUUUUAAUGUGACUGAAUGUACAAAUUAUUUUGUUCUGUGGCUAUGCUAAAUAAAUCAGUUGAAUGCAAAAGUACUGUUAGGCUACAAUAGUUUUCUAGAUUUCUUUUUAUUACAGUUAUUUUGUCUUAAACCUGAGUCUUCAGUGGCUGAAGAUAUUUGGUGAAAGAUUCUGCAUGGACUGUGAGUAGAUUAUUUCAAAUGGAAAGGAGGAAAAAGUCAAGAAAUGUUUACAUUUUUGUGCUCUUCUAAAAGAGUAAUAUAAAGUGUGUGUGAAAUAUAAAUAUAGUUUAUAAAACCUC
Messenger RNA from Vidua chalybeata, 1030 nucleotides. It is a transcript of the gene MCTS1, whose product is annotated as MCTS1 re-initiation and release factor. Gene Ontology annotation, molecular function: RNA binding. The transcript has 6 exons. Bases 118 to 663 code for a protein of 181 amino acids. Lineage: Eukaryota; Metazoa; Chordata; Aves; Passeriformes; Viduidae. Gene Ontology annotation, biological process: formation of translation preinitiation complex. The record is from RefSeq and is a predicted model, not a curated record.